AUGACCCUCUUUUCCGCCUCUGUGUGCCGUGGUGCUCGCCAGGUUAUCCCCACCAAUUCUCGCUCAGCGCAGACCUUCAAGGCCUUCUAUGCGACGAUACGGAGCUUACGGCAGACCACUGUACCUCCAGACCUCGAUGAUGUCGAGCCUUCAGAGAAGGAUUUUAUCAUGUCUAUCUUGCGCGCAAACCCUUCACUGCGAGAUACCAGGUCGUAUCUAGCAUCAUUUGGUCCCCGUCCUGUGCCUCCCCCUCGCCCCGCGGCUAAGCCAGAUACCCAGCCCGUCCCUAUCACGGAGGGACUACAUCUGAAGCCAGAUCCUCCUCCCCUGGAUGUCCAGCACACUUUGCAGAGUCCCGUUGUCUCCUCCAUCCUGAAUCCCAUCCAACGCCGCACCGCUCUCGUGAAAAUACAGUCGCCGUUCACCGACAGACAGCUCGAGAGUAUAGCCCGAGGUAUGGUCUAUCUGGAAAAGCUCGGUUUGGUCAGCGUUAUUAUCGUCGAGAAUGAUGAGCUGGCCAAGGGCGAGGAUGGCGAGCGGGCGGCACUGGUGGAGGAGGUGAUGCGCGUCGUGAGCGCCUUGGAGAGCCAGGGUGCGAAAGCUCGCCCGGUACUCGGUGCCGUCGUCCGGCUUGGCCCAAAGCCUGGCGAUGAAGAGUCGACAGAAGAGCGAGAUUACGCCAUUCCCGAAGCGCACACCUUCUCGUCAGACCUCGUUCACAUUCGGUCUGCGCUGCGAGCGGGCGAAAUCCCAGUCCUGGCGCCGUUGGCUUUGGACUCCUUUUGUCGGUCGGUUCGCGUCGAUGCCAAUGACGUUAUUGCAGCACUCGCGCGGGGCAUGGUUGAAGCUGCUGAGGAAGACCGUGGCCAAUCCAGCGACAGAGAGGCUGAUGGUGUCGACCUUACCCCAUUGCGUCUCAUGAUCAUCAACAGGGAAGGGGGUGUUCCGUCGUAUGCUCGCAGUGGCAUGCCCCAUCUCCUAAUCAACCUCACGUCGGAAUACUCCCACAUCAACGAUACCUUCGAGGGGCGAUGGAGCGGCUCACAUCCGACGGCGCUCUCAAACCUUUCUCUAGCUCGCACAUGUCUUGCUUUCAUGCCGUCCUCUUCCUCCGCUGUCAUGGUAUCCCAUCGGUCGCCGAGCUCGCUGAUAGCCAAUCUCAUCACGAACAAGCCAGCAGUCAGCUCCAGUUUACCGCACGCGCUGCUUCAGGGUAAUCGCAAGCUCAUGCCAUAUACGCCAACGUUACUGCGCCGGGGGCUGCCAGUACGCGUUGUUCGCAGCGUUGCCGAUAUCGACAAGCAAAAAUUGAAGGCCCUUCUCGAGCAGUCUUUCAAGCGCACCCUCGAUGAGGCCCCCUUCUGGGAUCGGCUGGAGAAGCAUUUGGACUACGCCAUAGUUGCAGGCGAUUAUGCGGGCGCCGCCGUCGUCACCAAGGAGGUACGUCCUACCGGCGCGUCCGGCUCAGGUCCCUUCAUCACGUACCUGGACAAGUUUGCGGUCCUGCCCAGCCAUCAAGGCGAUGGCACCGUUGACUUCCUGUGGGUCGCGUUGCACGACGAGUCCUAUGGUCUUGGUCUCCCGUUCUCUGCUAAUCCCAACGGAGGAAAGGGAGGUGAAGGUGAAGGCUGCGACCUCGUCUGGCGGAGUCGCGCGGAUAAUCCCGUUAACAAAUGGUACUUCGAACGGAGCACCGGACACCUGCGCAUGGGCAACUGGGUGCUGUUCUGGUGCGACGCGGAGAUGCGGUUGAAAACCGAGGAGGGCCGGCGCGCUAGCGCAGGUCUGUCGUACCUAGAGGAAUGGGAGCGGGGCAGGCUGUCGGUGUGGGCCGAUGUCAUCGCCAAGAUCCCGUCUAGUUGGAAAAAGUAG
Messenger RNA from Sparassis crispa, 1872 nucleotides. Its product is annotated as Amino-acid acetyltransferase, mitochondrial. Gene Ontology annotation, biological process: L-arginine biosynthetic process. The record is from RefSeq and is a predicted model, not a curated record. Lineage: Eukaryota; Fungi; Basidiomycota; Agaricomycetes; Polyporales; Sparassidaceae. Gene Ontology annotation, molecular function: L-glutamate N-acetyltransferase activity, acting on acetyl-CoA as donor; arginine binding. The transcript has 3 exons. Gene Ontology annotation, cellular component: mitochondrial matrix. The coding region runs from base 1 to 1872 and encodes 623 amino acids.